ACCUGUUGAAUGUAGUUUUACUUCCUGUUGCGAAUUCGACACAAAUUUGUUCACUAAUUGUCGACGUUUUCUGUUCCUGUCGUACCACCCGUUCCACAAUGUUUUGCCAUUUUCUUUCAUCCGGCGGGACUUUUACAGCCCAGUUUCAGUGCCUUCUAGGAUGGACAUUCUUUGGGAAUCGCUGGCAGAAACAACCGCAUCGAUCUGGAGCAUGGUCUUCCCGGCGGCCCCGACUACGCCCGCCUCCCAAGAGUGGCGCCGAACGUACGAAACAAUCAAAGCUGGCCACGAUGAAGCGUACGCCACGAUCGAGCGUGCGAUCAAGCUCGAGGAGCACGAACGUCCCGAUCUGGCCCUGCAGGCGUACAAGGACGGCAUACGGCGCAUCGACGAAACGCUUGCCCUGCCCGUGGAAAUGCCCGACCUGGAAGUGCAGGGCCCGCAGGCAGACGAAACCUGGCAGCAGGCCGUCGCGAUGAUCCACAAGCUGAAGCGUACGCGCGGUGAAGUUCUGCAGCGCGUCGGACAGCUCGGUGGCAAUGGGUCGUCGGAAGCGGGCGGCGGUGCCGAAAAUGGCACCGGCCAGCGGCCCUGGACGUACACGGAGCUAGCGAUGGCACUGCGGGACAUGUCGGAUGCGGCGACGGCGGACGAAUCCGAUGCCGACCGGCUGGAAUUGCUGUUUUCGUGUGACGGUGUGCAGGUGUACUACAUCGAGCCGGACGGCGUGGUCAGCCGGACGAUGGCCGACUCGACGCUGCGCAUCGUGCGCAUUGAGGGCGACGAAAGGCGGCAGCUGCAGGCGACCGUGUUUCUGCAAGUGAUCGAAACAAGGUCGGCCACACGCAUCGAGAACGCGGAAGAACCGCUGGAGCAGCUCGAAUCGGUGGAGGCGAAAGAGGAGCAUGCGGACAGCAAGGGUACAGCGCCACCCGUCGGGGAAUUACCGCACCCGCCACCGGAGGAACAACGGCCCGAUGGACCGGACCGACCCGGCUUUCUCAUCUAUCCGCUCAUCCCGGGCGUAUCGCCCUGCUACCGGACGGAGUACGGCGCCUUCAUACUGCCCGAUCUGGGCGCGGACAGUGAGCGGGGCCGCGCAAUCGGGCUGGUAGUGCCGGCCGAGGCCGAUGAAGUGGUGCUGGAGAUUUUGGUCGCCUUCCUGCACGGCAUUGUCACGCAGCCGUCCAGCAGCACGGGCCCGGCCCGCGUUCGCAAGCGCUCCCUCCUGCCCGACUCGACCACCGUGUCGGCCGGCAUCAUCAAGGGUGCCUUCUACCUUUCGCAGGGCUUAGUGCGGGGCGCGGAAAAGACGGGCCAGCUCAUCGCUACCGGCACACCGUACGUUAUUUCGAAGCUGGGCCAAAAGCAGCCGGCGGCAACGGUGGCGGAAGAUGCGACCGCUUCCACCACCACCGUGCACGUGCCGAAGAACGUGCGCACCGGCAUCGAGAUUGCGAAAACGGUCACCGGUACGGCGGCGGGCGUAACGAGCUACGUGGCGGGCAAGGUCGGUACGGCCACGAUGGCACUCGGCCGCUUCCUGGCGCCGCACAUUCAGCGGCACGGCAGCGCCCUGCUCGCGUACGGGACGGGCAUGAGCGAGCAGGCCGCCUCGGAGCGCAUGAACGGUGCGCUCACGAUCUGUGCCGGCGCGGUGGAGGGGUUCGGCACGGUGUACGAGGGGCUGGAGCGGUCCGCUUCCAUCCUGGGGCAGAGCUUGAGCACCAGCACGGUCCAGAUAGUGGAGCAUCGGUACGGUACGGAGGCGGGCCGGGUGGUGGGCAGCUCGCUCGAUACGGUCGGCAACGUGAUCAAUGUCACGCACAACAUGAACUACAUCACGCCGAAGGGGUUGGCCAAACGGACGGCCAAGAAUGCGGGCAAAGCGCUCGUGGCCGGGUACAGGCCACCGGUGCCGGAGCUGGACGGUGGUGGCGGUGAGGCUGGUUCGGCGGGUGCAGGUGCUGCUGGUGCGGCGGUGGGCGAAUCGUCACGCAGCCAGCAGCGCAUCGUUCCAGCGGCCGUACUUUACCCCGAUCUGGCAGGAUUAGCGCAGGAGGUGCAGCGGAAGGCAGGAGGGCAUGAUUAAAGGCAAGGCAAGCCGAAACGAUCAAGUAAGGGAAGAGAAAGGAAGUAUAUUGAAUAGCUAGUCCCGCGGAUAGAUUUAUAUGUUGUAAAGUGAGUGGGAAAAUGUUAAAGAAGGCAAAGUUCAAAUGAAUCCAAUAGGAUUGAUUGUGUGUGUGGUAGAGGUCAACAUUGUUAUACGCUUGUUUUAAAAUAGGAAUCUCAUAUACAAUAGCUGGGGUGAUUGUUACUAUUUUACAUCGAUUAGAAAGGAUUUUUGUACAGGAUUUAAUCAAUAUUUAUCGUACCACGUAAGAACCGCGUGAUAAGAAUCUCAACUAUGAAAAUGGUCAGAUUUCAAACAGUUCUAUUCCUCCGCAACUUAAAUCACUUCUUUACCUAUCAGCACAAUGAAAUUGUACAAUACACAAUGUAACACUCGAAAUAGCUUAAGCGGUCUGGGAGAAGUCUGAAACAUUUUACUCAACAAAUAAACGAUACAAAUAUUUAAAAA
Molecule: messenger RNA, 2581 nt
Organism: Anopheles gambiae (African malaria mosquito)
Lineage: Eukaryota; Metazoa; Arthropoda; Insecta; Diptera; Culicidae
Product: protein spartin
Exons: 2
Coding region: 161-2092 (643 amino acids)
Biological process (GO): cell division; negative regulation of BMP signaling pathway
Cellular component (GO): plasma membrane
Source: RefSeq, a predicted model, not a curated record